CUAGUAGCGCCACCUAGUACAGAACUAGUGUAUGCAAAUGCCUUUCAUGCGGUUUGUUUAAGUUUGUAUAUCGCGCUCAGAAUGAUAGAUGGCGUUGACAGACAGCUGGCUUGUCGCUUGGCUGACUGGAGGGAGAUGGUUGUCAUGUCAAUUGACAAGUGUCAAAGUCGCUGUUGUAUACAAAACGUUCCAAGCUAAUUUAUUAUUUAUUUGUAAGAAACUUUGCAUCUUCUAUCUUCGGUUUGGGUUGGUGUUAAUGUUGCAAGAUUGCAGUGCCAAGUAAGAUCAAAGUGUUUCAUGUUUGGUUUCUUUCAGUAUUGUUCUAUAAAUACAAGCCUUCCGGGUAUCGGCGUAGGUUUUUCGGUUUGUAAGGUGCUAAUUGCUUUCUAGGCCUCCUUGUGAUGAUUCUGUUUAUCAAACUUACGCUAUGGCCUCACAGCAUUCAAGUCUCCUGCUGUAGUUCCUUACGAGGCGAGUGUCUUGUCAGUGGUAAUUUUACGAGCUUCGCAUUUGUUUACAACUCGUUUCCUGUGUGCCCUAGUCGCCCCCUAUGAAAUUUGAUGAAUCUGAUUCACAAUAAUGUUGAAUAUAACAUCUAAUAUGAUUAUGAGACUUAAUAUUAGCUUUGGUUUCAUUAUUUUCUGAGAAAUAGUAAAGUCUCUUUCAUUAUUUUAAAUUGAAACAGUUUUUAGGAAACCCUCAAAAAAAUCCACUCACAAAUGUAUCCAUAAGAUCAACAAAAUUAAAUAGAUUUCUUUUAGCAUUGGCACUAAGUUUGAAUAAAAUUAUCAGCCGCAGAGCCAUCUGAGAAGAGUACAAGGAACACUUAUUGAUUUCAUAUUCAUAACCAACCCCAUCACCAAUAGGAGUUUUAUGUAAGUAACUGAGGGCUAAGCCUGUCUUCGAUCGUACCCCAUUGUGUUAAACAUUCAGCGGAGUACGGAUGUUUCACUCGGACCACUGGCAUUGCGUUGCGCAGUCGUGCUGUUCUUGAUUGAUAGUUGAAAAGCAUUUUUUACUAACCAUAAUAAAGCAUUAGAUCUAUUACAUUAUUAAAAAUAUUAUAUUAAUAACCGGUGCAGUAGGUACUUCCAAGUGCAUUGUUCGUCCUCACACAAUGAACAUGGUGGUUUCUCGCCAUGCAGCGCGCGGGUGGGAGAAGGGCCUGUGCGCCAUGAGCCACACUCCUAUAGGCGGCCACCCGCAAGGUUGGGAUCACAAGCUUGCUGACAGGUCGUCGCUGCCGCCGGCAUCUGGGGAGGAGAAGAUCAAAUCUCAGUCCAAAUAUGUGUUCACACAACCACACCCCUCUAAGGCUGGGCUGGCAUGGCGCGAGCAGACGGAGGGCUCUUCGGGCAGCUCGGGCCGCUCCCACGCCUCCCCGCCCUACAUGCGGUGGGCGCGCAGCCUGCACGACCUGCUCGAGGACGCGGAGGGCGUGCGUUUGUUCCGCAAGUUCGUCAGCGACGCGGGCGGGCUGCACCUGGACCGCCUCAACUUCUACUUCGCCGUGCAGGGGCUGCGCCAGGAGACGGAGCCCAACAAGAUAUGCCAGGUCGUCUCCGCUAUAUACAAAUUCCUCCGCAAGUCCCAGCUAGCGAUGCCGGAGGAGCUGAAGACGCACGUGAAGCAGAGCCUCAAGGAUGGCUCCAACAUCGAGAGGACCAUCUUCGAUAACAUGGAGAAGGAGGUGACGCGGGCCAUAAACGAGACGACCUACCAGGCUUUCCUCAGUUCGGACGCGUACGUUUCAUACGUGAGUGCCGCCACCCAGCCACUCUCAUCGCCCGACCACUCGCCGCCCCCGCCUAGAGAGAUACCGGAGAUGGGCCUGGCCCCCCUCCCCGAGGGCCAGGAGGUCGGGGCGGGCGCAUACUCGGUGCCGCCCCGCCUCACGCUGGACGCGCUGCUGGCCACGCAGUCGCGCCGCCUGCAUGCCGACGUCGCGCCGCACCGCAAGCGUUCGGUGUACAGCGCGCACGUGACGUAUGCGGGCUACUGCCCCGCCUCCCGACACGACUCGGACCGCGCCUCGUUGAGCAGCGGCCGCACCGACAGCGACGCGGUCUCUCUGUCCGGCAGCAGCGUAGACGGCAUGUCGAUGCGGGCGCGCGAGAGCCGCGACGUGCGGCACCGGCCGCGCCUGCCCGGCCUCGACACCCACGCCUUCAUCAACAAGGAGCAGGACACCGCUAUGAUGAUCCCGAGAACACAACGCAUGCAGUCUGAGCAGCUGCGAGUAUUGCCACCGGAAGAGUUUGCACCGUUACUUAUAGAGAAACUGGAGCGCGUGCGUCGCGAUCAAGACUCCAAGGAACGCCUGGAGCGACGCCUAGCUGAGGGAGAUGAAGAGGGUAGUCAGGCGUUACCGCCGCAGUUGGUGGCGGCCGCCAUCCGGGAGAAGUUGCAGCUCGACGACGACAACGAUCAAGAUAUACUGGAUCAACACGUUUCCCGCGUUUGGUCGGAACGCACGCCGGGUGCCUCACCGCCGGGGGGCAGAAGGACCCGCUUACGGCACGCGGGGCAUCUGUCCCACGCGCCGGGGCAUCUGUCUCACAUGCCGGGGCACAUGUCCCACGUGCCGGGACACCUGUCCCACUCGCGGCGUGCCCCGUCCGCGCUGUCGGCCGACUCGGGGCACUACGACGCGCAGUCCGUCGAUGCGCUCUACUCGCAUUCUGCUAAGAGAUCAUUCGGCAAGAAGACUGUGACCGAGCUCACGGAUAGCGGAGUAUCGGUAGUCAGCUCCGGGGCGAGCGUCGAACCCCGGAUCCUGCUGUGGAUGGCGGAAGGGAGCGACCGGCGACACCGCGACCAUUCCUCGCGCGCCUCCUCCGCCGACCGCGACCGCGACCGCGACGACCAUCGGCGCGCCAAACCGUCGCCGAGACCCAGGGGCAGCAGCCAACGCGGUCAAAGCGGAGUAUCGGCAGGGGAGCACACAGUAGUGGUGGUUUCAUUCUUAGACGAGGCGGUGCCGUACCGCUUCAAGGUGCCGGCCGCGCCCCUCACGCUCAAGGCCUUCAAGGAAUACCUGCCCAAGAAGGGGAACUAUCGAUAUUUCUUCAAAACGAACUGCGCGGAUUUGGACACCGUGAUCCAGGAAGAGGUUUGCAGCGACGCCGACAUCCUGCCCAUGUUCGAGGGAAAAGUUAUGGCGCGCGUCAAACCCAUCGACUGAAAUAACCGUCACUAUACACUACACUACCGUAUUCACUACACUGCACUCAACUACCCAUACUAUCCACACUAACUCAUUACACUACACUCGCAAAAUAAUCCCACUAAAGACCGCCUACAAGGGCACUCGCUUGUGUCAAAGUUAAUUAGUAACUAUAAUUUCUUUUAGAAACCCAUAGGAACAAUAAACAUAUAUAAAUGCCAAAUUUUAGUCAAUUCCGUUCUGCCGUUUUUGUGUGAUUGAGUAACAAUAAACAUACAAAUUUCAUAUUCAUAAUACACUCGCUUGCAAAAUUAAGUGUAUCACAUUUUGAAAUUGCAAUUUUUUCUAAACUAUAGAAGUUAGUGAUUAAAAAUAAAAAAAAAUCGUUUUAUCGCUACUUUUCAGCUUUCUUUGAAACUGUAGUAUAAAAUUAGACUGCUUUUCGAAUCGAAUUAUUGCGGAAAUGCAUUUUUUGUACUUAACAAGUUAUUGCAAUAGGGAUGAUGACUAAUUAUUUUUUCUUCGUUUAUCGGGUAGAUUAUCAAAAAGUAUUGGA
Messenger RNA from Chilo suppressalis (striped riceborer), 3722 nucleotides. The record is from the annotation of a GenBank genome assembly. Lineage: Eukaryota; Metazoa; Arthropoda; Insecta; Lepidoptera; Crambidae.